Molecule: messenger RNA, 2645 nt
Organism: Serpula lacrymans var. lacrymans S7.9
Lineage: Eukaryota; Fungi; Basidiomycota; Agaricomycetes; Boletales; Serpulaceae
Exons: 20
Coding region: 22-2559 (845 amino acids)
Biological process (GO): proteolysis; glutathione catabolic process
Molecular function (GO): protein binding; peptidase activity
Source: RefSeq, a predicted model, not a curated record
ACCGUACGCCUUUAUUCUGCCAUGUCUGCCCUCGAUACCUUAUUUGCUCUCUCUCUCCCCCAACCUACAGCUUCUCUCAGUCGCAGCUUGCCCUCCACCGCCCCCCAUCCACAUCUCUUGCAUUCCCUCAGUGAUCGCAACAACUCGGUGCUCAGCUUGGCUGCUGAUCGUGAUCACAUCUUCAUCGGAACCCAAUGUCACAAUAUCUCAGUUUGGGACAAGGAAUCCUUUACACUCAAAGCCACGCUCAGGGGACACACAGGUAGCAUAUUGGCACUGGAAUAUGCGCAAGAUAAAAAAUGGCUGUUCAGCUCCUCAGAGUAUGUCUGGUCAACCAUCACUCUGUUACCCAUCUACGUCCUUCACCCAUAUCUAGAAACUGGAGCAGGCGAUCUCUUCUCUCUCGUCUGGUGCUCGUCCCUACAGACCCUUUACAUAGGCUGUCAAAACACGUCGCUCCAAUGGUUUGAUUUCAGUCGAGAGCAAUUCUUCGACUCUUACGGCUCAGGAACCUCAACGCCUUCCCGCAAAGCCCACAAAUUCUUCGACAGCUAUCCCCAGUACCAACAUCGUCCCGCAGACAUCUUCGCGUCAAAUGGCAGCCCUUCGAUGACACCUUCUACUUCGGGUGACGGCGUUCCAACCCUGUCUGUUCCAGCUCCCCGCGCCUCUCUCAACAUCCCCGCCCGAAACGUCGUCGAUUCGGCUCAUUUCGGAUACAUCUACUGCAUGGCACUCUUGCCAUCGAAUAGGGAAGGAUGCGACGACGUCAUAUCACCAGAGAAUGUUGACAUCCAGCUCGUGACAGGAAGCGGAGAUGAAACUGUCAAGCUGUGGAAAUGUGGACCUGCAGGCCCGACUUUGACGCACACUUUUGAUUGCUGUGAUGGUGCUGUUUUAUCACUUGCAGCUCGCGAAGAGACCAUCUAUGCAGGGUGUCAAGAUGGCUAUGUGAAGAUCUGGGAUCUAGAAACAAAAACACUAGUCAGGACGAUUAUCGUUCAAGAGAAUGUGGAUGUCCUGUCGCUAUCUCUCAUGCAAUCUGAUCUCUAUACUUGUUCCGCAAAUGGUCAAAUACAGCGCUGGUCUCUUUCAUUUGAUUGUACAGCGUCGUGGCGAGCUCACGAUGGGAUAGUCCUUUCUUCGAUCGUCACACGUUCGAAAGGGUCAAAAAGCUUUUUCCUGCUAUCAGGAGCUAACGAUGGCAUGAUCAAUGUAUGGAAAUCUGAAACCAUGACAUAUGCGCUAUCGAUGUUUGUUUCCAUCCCUAGUGUAAGCUGUGAAUCGGCCCAUCGUGAAGAUUGUCGACAGGCGGCUAUAUGGCUGAAAAAAUGCUUGCAUCAGCUUGGUGCCGAGUCCACUCUUUUGUCUACGUACGAAGGUGGUAAUCCCUUAGUCUUGGCCAAGUUCCAAGGUACGCAAACGAAACACCGUAAACCACGUAUUCUGUUCUACGGGCACUACGACGUUAUAUCAGCCCCUAGCGAAGGCUGGAACUCGGACCCUUUCACUGUAACUGGUCGCAAUGGAUAUCUAUAUGGCCGAGGUGUCACAGACAACAAAGGUCCGAUCUUGGCUGUGGCUUGUGCAGCAGCUGAGCUACUUGGGAAACGCUCAUUGGGUGUCGAUUUGACCAUGUUGAUUGAGGGCGAGGAAGAAACGGGUAGUAGGGGCUUUGUGGAUGCUGUCAAGAAAUAUAAGAACUUGAUUGGGGACGUUGAUGUGAUCAUCCUAAGUAACUCUACAUGGAUCACAGACUACCCUCCAUGUAUAACCUACGGCUUGCGAGGGGUUGUCCACUGUUCUGUCGAAAUUUCCAGCAAUUCUCCUGACCUUCACUCUGGUGUUGAAGGAGGUGCUGCAGCGGAGCCUAUGAUGGACAUGAUAAACGUAUUGGCCACCUUGACCGAUAGCGAACGAAAGGUGAACAUUCCUCGGUUUUACGACGAUGUGCGGCCAUUAACAGAAGAAGAAGAGAAAUUGUACGACUUAUUAUCGCAAGUCACUCAGCGGCCUGGUUCAUCCCUGUCCUCCCGAUGGCGCGAGCCUUCUUUGACGGUACACAAUAUUGAAGUUUCUGGGCCAAAGAAUUCCACCGUCAUUCCCGGAAAAGUCAAGACUCAGCUAUCCCUUCGCGUUGUCCCCGAUCAAGAUUUACAAUCUAUCGCAAAUUCCCUGGUAGACCACUUGAAAACGUCAUUCCAAAAGCUAAACUCACCCAAUGAAUUCGACGUCAAUGUUAACCACACUGCUGACUGGUGGCUCGGCAAUCUCGACGAUCCAUGGUUCCAAACCCUCGAAGCGGCCGUACGAGACGAGUGGGGUGUUGAUCCUCUACGAAUCCGAGAGGGAGGGUCGAUCCCGUCAAUACCCUACUUGGAGAGAGAAUUUGGGUGCCAGGCUCUCCACUUACCCCUUGGACAGAGCACAGACCAAGCCCAUUUACCGAAUGAACGUAUCUCAUUAUCAAACCUCCGCAGGGGCAAAUCCGUAUUCCAGCGUUUUUUACUCGGAGUGGCGGAUAAUGACACCUUGUUUUUGAACCCUACUAAAUCAUAAAACUACUCUUCAAGUUUGCUGCUUUCUUGCUACUAUGUAUCUCAUCAUACUUUAUACUUGCAUAAAUUGUACACUGUUGGAAUCCA